Molecule: messenger RNA, 2481 nt
Organism: Suillus paluster
Lineage: Eukaryota; Fungi; Basidiomycota; Agaricomycetes; Boletales; Suillaceae
Exons: 3
Coding region: 127-2151 (674 amino acids)
Biological process (GO): phospholipid transport; mitochondrion organization
Cellular component (GO): ERMES complex
Molecular function (GO): lipid binding
Source: RefSeq, a predicted model, not a curated record
CUGAGCCGUUCCCUUACGUGCAUCCACGGGCCAUCUUAUAGUCAUCCAAAAAAUGCACCUUUGAACCCGCCUCUAAAGUUUUUGAAUGCUAGCUGGCUGGAAAAUCACUGCAGUUGACGCACGGGAAUGUCGUUCACUUUCGAAUGGCCACGCUUUUCCGACCAGUUCCACACCGAUGCCAUCCAGAUGCUUAAUAACGCCCUCAACAAGGGUAACAAACCGCCAGUCAUAACUGACAAGAUAGAGGUCGUUGAACUUGAGAUGGGAACACAGCCCCCAGAACUCGAAAUUCGAGAUAUAGGUGAUUUGACGACGGACCACUUUCGAGGCAUAUUUCGCUUUACAUAUGCAGGCGAUGCACAUAUCGUGCUCAAGACCAAAGUGCAGGCGAAUCCCUUGAAUCACAAACAGCCCGACAUACAUAUCAUGACAGGCUCUCGUGGAAUGCUCGCUGCUAAAGACCCCCUCGUCGUCCCAAUGCUCCUCCGCCUCUCUCACUUCAAACUCAACUCCUAUGUCGUCUUAGUUGUCUCAAAGCAAAAAGGCAUCACUCUCGUAUUCAAGACAGACCCCCUCCAGAACGUCGAUAUCAACAGCACAUUCGACUCUAUAGCCGUAAUCCAAAAGUUUAUCCAGCGCGAGAUUGAAGGGCAACUCAGGCAGAUGUUCAGGGAAGAUCUACCAGGAAUCAUACAUCGUCUCAGUCAACAGUGGGUAAAAGCUAAAGUGGAGGCACCAUAUCUCGACAAGAGAACACCAACAGCGCGGCGCAGAGCUUUCGAUGUUGUUUCUGCGCCUGAUCUAGCUUACAUGUCACCUGGGUUUUCUGGCAUCGGGCUACAGAUGCUCCGUCAGCAAUCCCUCGGCACGCUUUCCUAUGGUCGCGCACGCUCAAUAUCGGGUGCAUCUGUAUCAAGCUCAGCCCAUAGAAGUACCAUCUCCCGAACACCUCCCGUUCCCCCACCUACGAGCCCGUCAGCAUCAGACCCAUCUUCCUCCAUCCCCGAGUCAGAAAUAUUUGACCCAACAUACGGCCUCCGUCCCGAAGGUCUCCCAACAAAGAGUGUCUUCUCAUCCUUCAGCCGCCUUUUCACCCGCAACAUGGGCCUCGCAGAUCUCGCAGAAGAGCCCGGAGAAGACGAGAGCUUAGAAAGCGAAGAAGAGCAGGGUUCAUUCGACGUUGUCGACUGGGGAGAUGCAGUACCCGAGUAUUCACCACCCCCAACCAUAGUCGAAGAGUCUGUCACGGAAUACGAGACCCUGCCUGCAGUAGGCGGUGGCACAAUCACCCGUCCACGUGUAUACCAUUCACAAUCCAUGAUCCAGACUCCCUCGGAAACAUCCCAUUUGCCUUUGCCAGACGCAACUUCAGUCCGCUCACACCCCAUAGGAGGACGCUUCUCCCAUCGGCCCCACUCUAGUUUCAACCCAUACUUCCCUCUCACACCUUCACUGUACAUCGAGCCUCGCCAGCGCACCCUAUCCGAGCCUACAUACGACACCACCCAAUCCCUUCCAACCCGCCCCAUCACCCCCUCCAGCCUCGAAACCCAAUUCUCAUCAAGCACCAGCCUCGUCGACACCCCACCCUCAUCCAUCUACGUCGCAUCCAUAUCGCCCCUAAAACCCCUCAACGCCCGCCGCCUCAGUACCUCCUCGUCCAACAUAAACCACUUUGACUCCUGGAGCUCAAGUUCCCCACCAACACACACCACCAACGUAGACCCAGACCCCGUGAUCCUCCGCCCCGCGCUGAAUAAUACCAUUUCACAAUUGUCUACGCUAUCACAUUCGAAUCAUACGCUAUCGCCGUAUACGCGCAGUCUUGCGCAUUUUACGGUGCGGAGUGUGCCUCCGAGGACAUUGAGCGCAUCACAGGUGAUGAAUGAGCGGCCGCCUGUGAAGGCGAAGCGGAAGCGGAUAUAUAGGAUUGGGAGGUCGAAACCGCCGGAGUCUCAAGCUCAACUCCAAUCUCAAGCUCACUCAUCAUCCCCAAACCCAUCCUCAAACCUGCCGUUCUCACCUGUACCUCCAUCAGAAUUCGACCAAUCAGACAUGGAUCGAUAUUUCCGCUCCCCACCAGCACAAUCCCUACCACCCCCAGAAACACAUCCACACUCUCACGACCUUCGAAGCCGACAUCCAUACUAGAUAGAUUCAGAUUCCUCUACAUACUGGGUUUCUUCAUGAUCGAUUGGUUUAUUAUAGCAGAUAGCAGUGCAUUGACAAGGCUUGUAGCAUCGUAGUAUACAGACAUAUCUUACACAUUACAAGAACCAGAACCAGAACCAGAACUUCCAAUGUACCUACCGCAUGCACGCAGCAAUACGACUCAAACACAAAAACAAAAACAUGAUUUCUAAACUAAAUGUACCCAUUCUCUUUCCCGACGUUGAAAGGCGGGGAGAGGUUUAACAUGUCUCCUGUUGGCGCCACGGGCUGAAGGAGUGGUGAAGAUGUCAUUUCGACUUGAACGAAAUC